Molecule: messenger RNA, 804 nt
Organism: Hydractinia symbiolongicarpus
Lineage: Eukaryota; Metazoa; Cnidaria; Hydrozoa; Anthoathecata; Hydractiniidae
Exons: 3
Coding region: 1-804 (267 amino acids)
Source: RefSeq, a predicted model, not a curated record
AUGAUACUGGUUCGAAUUCGAUGUGGACUUUUGUUAGAAGAUAUGGCUGUUCGAUUUAAUAUGUCGACAAGUCACAUAAGCAGAAUAUUGAUUACAUGGACAGAUUUUUUACAUUCACAAUUCCGUAUGCUUCCAAUAUGGGCUUCAAAAGAAACAGUACAAAAUAGAAUGCCGAAAUGUUUUCAAAAAAGUUACCCAAAUACCCGUGUCAUAUUAGAUUGUACAGAAGUAUUUGUGGAAAUGCCUACGUCAUAUCGCACACAGUCCAGUACCUUUUCAAAUUACAAACACCAUAAUACAGCAAAAGGAUUAGUCGGAAUAGCUCCUGAUGGAUCAGUGACAUUUGUCUCUGAUUUGUAUGGUGGACGCUUUUCGGAUAAACGAAUAACAAAAGAUAGUGGUAUAUACGAUUUGCUAGAGCCUGGGGAUUCUGUGAUGGCUGAUAGAGGAUUUGAGCUCGAGGAAGAUUUACCUGAUGGAGUAACAUUAAAUAUUCCACCAUUUUUAGAUGGAAAACCUCAGCUAAGUUUAUUAGAGGAAAACGAAACUAGAAGAAUAGCAUCUGUACGUGUACAUGUCGAACGAGCAAUCGAACUUAUAAAAAAUUACCGAAUUUUACAAACAGUUUUCAAACUAUCAAUGGCUGCUGAACUCAAUAAGAUAUGGGUUAUUUGUUGUUAUUUAGUUAAUUUUUUACCACAGUUGGUACCAGAUCCUGAUGUGUUUAUAAACAAGGUUGAAAAAACGAGUAGUGUAUCUGGCACUUUAAACAAAGCCACUAAAAAAUACAAUGGAAUGACGUAA